UUAAAUAUAGAUUAAGUUUUUUAAAUUGAGACACUGAAAUAUUUUAAAAACAACACAUUUUUAAGAAGAUAAUUUGAAACUAAUAUUGUUAGAUUUUUUAAAAGAAUAUAAACAAUAUUUUUGAUUUGGUGAAUGUUUUUGAACAAAUUUUAUUUUUUUUUUUUAUAUGGAAAUCUAAAAUUCUUGAAUUAUUUUAUUUUACUAACUCCGGCCCCCCUCCCCCCGAGCAUUUACCUCAGAAAAAACGAAUAACUUCUAUUUGAACAAUUUUUUAUCUAACUUGUAUUUCGAUAAAAAAAAAUUUGGAAAUGAAAGGAUUAAAUGAGAAUCGCAUAAUAUCGAAUAAAAUCGAACAGGAUCGAAUAUCAAAUCAAAUUACUAUUAUUUCAAAUCCUUUUUUAUUUCCAAAAAUGCGUUGUUCUCGGAAUAUUUAAGUGUCUUUAAUUACGAAAAAUAAAUACAUUGCAUGAUUAUUAUAAUAUAUAUACAUAUAUAUAUAUAUAUAUAUGUAUAAUUAAUUAAACACAAAUGGACAUUUCAGUUAGAUCAAAAAAGUUAACAGAUACGGAUUUUAAGGAUUAUUUAAACGAAAAUAAUAUUAUACCUUGGAAAGAAUGGAAAGAUACGGAAUUAAAUAAUGAAAAAUGGUCUUUACCACAAAGUAAUUAUUAUAAUAUAUUAUUAACUUAUUAGGGUGUAAAAUAAAAUGUCAUAAUUAAUUUAUACUAUUAAUAAUUUAGAUGGCGACGACGGAUUAUUUUUCGAUACAGAAUCAACUCCGAUGCCAUUAUCUUUAGAACCAUAUGAAUGGAUUCGUUCGAAUUAUUUAAAGGAUUUAACAGUAUAUUAAAUUAUUGAAUAUUCAUUAAUAUAUUUGAAUUUAAAACGAGCACGUUUAAUUUUAGGAACCAUUAACUGUCUUUAAAAUUACUAAAGAAUAUCCUGAUUUAAUAAAAAGGAAUAAACAUUUGUUGCACAGUGAAGUAUGUUGAAAUUUAUCAGCUUUUUAUAAACAAAAAAACAAAAAAAAAGAAAGAAAAGAAAAAAAAAUGGGACAAGAAAAAUAUUUAUAAAAAUUUAAAACAUUAGGAUUUUUACAAUCGAGUUCAAUGACAUAUACGAAUAUAAUUUAGUUCAUCAGAUGGUUUAUUUCGAGCUUGAUAAAUCUACAAUACUGCGGGCAAAAUGGUUUAGAAGUGAGCGGAGAAACGGAUAAUUUUAUUUGGAAUGGACGAGAAGAAAAAUGGCAGGGUUGGAUGCACGUUUAUUCGAAUAAUAAAGCUGGUCAUGGUGCGUCUCAUCGUCCAAUUAUUAAUCCAAAUGGAAAAUAUAUCGUACGUCUUUAUUUCCUUGGAUGCUGGCGUCGAAUAUUGAUAGAUGAUUUCAUACCCGUCGAUAAAGAUGGUAAUCCUCUUUUACCGACCACAGAUAAUCAUUUUGAAUUAUGGCCUAUACUUUUGGCAAAAGCUUUAUUGAAAAUAGCAUCGUUAACGUGGACACAAGAAAGAGAAAUUGUGGAUUUUAAUCCGGUUUCUUGUCUCACUGGAUGGAUCUGUUUGUCUUUGAACGUCGUUCAUCUUUCCCCUCGAGACAAGUGGGAGUUCUUAGUGAAAUAUGCGGAACACUUCGAAUGGAAGCAGGAAGGAACUAACUUGGAGAACGUAACGCUUGAUGAAGAAGAGGAAAAAAAGUCGAGCAAAAAAGGGAAAAGAAUUCGAAGAGGCGUUAAAGGGUUGCAACUUCCUGAUAAACCUCGACCUAUCACGCUGUUUCUCGAUUUGGAAGAUAUGAAAGAGGUCAAGCCCGAGACAGUGCCCGGUUUGUCGCCUUGCUGGAGCCAUUUGGUUCAUGUCGUUCAAUCGCGUGAUCUUCCAUUGGAUCCUAAAGACGUAAAUUAUUUCUCUACGAUAUACUUUUUACUUCAAUAG
Molecule: messenger RNA, 1928 nt
Organism: Vespa crabro (European hornet)
Lineage: Eukaryota; Metazoa; Arthropoda; Insecta; Hymenoptera; Vespidae
Product: androglobin-like
Exons: 4
Coding region: 1257-1928 (223 amino acids)
Biological process (GO): proteolysis
Molecular function (GO): calcium-dependent cysteine-type endopeptidase activity
Source: RefSeq, a predicted model, not a curated record